AUGCCGACGCUCCGCAGCGCCACGCUGAGCCCUGCCCCGGCGGCCACCCCGUCCCCGACGGCCACCACCCCCUCCCCGGCGGCCGCCGGCACCACCCCGAGCAGCGCGGCCAAGCGCCGCAUGACCGCUCGCCGCGCCGCCGAUUCGCCCGAUUCGCCCCAUUUCACCUCCCCCCACAAGUCCCCGCUCGCCGGCACCGGCAAUUUCGGCGCCCCGAAGAUGCUCUCGGCGUCGCCCAAGUCCUCCCGGAAGCGCCUCUACGGCGACCUCGUCCCGGCGGAGAGACCCAAGUGGAACCCAAGAGAUCCGGCGCAGAUGCAGGCGGUCAAGGAGGCGCUGCACGUGGCCACGACGCCCUCGUGCGGCCUGGUUUGCAGGGACGAUGAGCAAAGGCGCGUGUUCGAAUUCUGCAAGGCGUGUGUCCAGCAGGAGAGGGCGGGGAGCCUCUACGUGUGCGGGUGCCCCGGUACAGGGAAGACACUGUCGAUCAGCAAGGUCAAGCAGAGCGUGUCGCGAUGGGCUGAUGAGAUGGGAAUGGAGACGCCUGAUGAUUUGUCAAUCAAUUGCACGAACCUUGGAAACACAUCUGACAUUUUUGGCAAGAUACUUGAAAAAUUCCAGGUUCGGAAAAAGGCAAGUGGCAAAUUGUCACCACUUCAGCAACUGCAGCGUAUGUUUUCUCACAAAGAAUCUGCUCCAAGGAGGAUGCUAUUGGUCGUUGUGGAUGAGAUGGACUACUUGAUAACAAGAGACCGCGCUGUGCUACAUGACCUUUUCAUGCUUACCACCCACCAGUUCUCGAGAUGCAUACUGAUAGGAAUUGCAAAUGCAAUAGACCUAGCAGAUCGGUUUCUUCCAAAGCUUGAAUCCUUAAAUUGCAAGCCACUUGUUAUAACUUUCCGAGCCUAUUCCAAGGAUCAAAUAUCCAACAUAAUUAAUCAUAGGUUAAAGGUUCUUGAGUAUGAUGUCUUUGAGCCAAUGGCGAUAGAAUUUUGUGCUAGGAAAGUAGCUGCAGCCACUGGAGACAUGAGAAAAGCUCUUGGUGUUUGCAGGAGUGCUGUGGAAAUAUUUGAAUCAGGACUACAAGAUUCUUCUGAUAAAGGAGCUGGAGUUGUGACAUUUGACCAUAUGGACAUUGCCUUGUCGAAGGUUUUCAGGCCAGCAGUAGUAAAUAACAUACUGUGCCUUCCCCAACACCAACAGAUGGUGCUGUGUGCACUGGCAAAUACCUUUCAACAUUCCAGGAAAAAGGCUACUACUCUAGGAGAGCUCAACAAAUCAUACAUAGAAAUUUGUAGAUCGACCCAAGUUCCAGCAGUUGGGAUGCUUGAAUUUUCUAACAUGUGCAUGAUUUUGAGCGAUCAGGGAUACUUGAAAUUAGGGCAAUCCAAAGAAGAUAAGCUUAGAAGAGUAAUGCUUCAGAUUGACAUUUCAGAUAUUACUUUUGCAUUUAAGGGUAGCCGAUUCUUUGAGAAGUGCCUUGAGCAACCAAAAUUUUAG
Messenger RNA from Triticum turgidum subsp. durum (durum wheat), 1500 nucleotides. NCBI's taxonomy places the organism in Eukaryota, Viridiplantae, Streptophyta, Magnoliopsida, Poales, Poaceae. The record is from the annotation of a GenBank genome assembly.